AUGGCUUCCACAACCCGCCAAUUCGCCCGCACGGCGAUGCGAACCACAACCCGGAGCACCUUCGCAACAGUAGCUCCUCGCACAUUCCGCCAGAGCGGCCGUCGCUUCUACUCCUCCGAGCCCCCCAAGUCUUCAUCCAACCCUCUGCUCUGGGUCGCCGGUGCCGCGGCAGCUGGCGGUGCCGGAUAUUAUUUCUGGAGCCAAAACAGCGCCCCUGCCACACCCAAGGUCUUCAAUCCCACCAAGGAGGACUAUCAGAAGGUGUACAAUGAGAUAGCAUCGAGGCUCGAAGAGAACGAGAACUACGAUGAUGGCUCGUACGGACCGGUUCUCGUGCGAUUGGCCUGGCAUGCGAGCGGUACCUAUGAUAAGGAGACCGGGACUGGUGGCAGCAACGGCGCCACGAUGAGGUUCGCUCCUGAGGGUGAUCACGGCGCGAACGCCGGGCUGAAGCACGCCAGAGACUUUUUGGAGCCUGUGAAGGCCAAGUUCCCCUGGAUCACCUACUCCGACCUCUGGAUCCUAGGUGGAGUAACUGCGAUCCAAGAGAUGUUGGGCCCCAGGAUUCCCUACCGACCUGGUCGCUCUGACAAGGACAUCGCAGCCUGCACCCCCGACGGUCGUCUGCCGGAUGGUUCCAAGACGCAGGACCACCUCCGUUCCAUCUUCUACCGGAUGGGCUUCAACGAUCAGGAGAUCGUCGCUCUUUCCGGGGCACACGCCCUUGGACGGUGCCACACCGACCGCAGUGGCUUCGAUGGGCCCUGGACCUUCUCCCCCACGGUGCUGACCAACGACUACUACAACUUCCUGGUCAACACCAAGUGGGAGCAGAAGAAGUGGGACGGCCCGCGUCAGUUCGUCGACAAGGAUACCAAGUCGAUCAUGAUGCUUCCUGCCGACAUGGCGCUUGUGCAGGACAAGAAGUUCAUGGAGUACGUGAAGAAGUACGCCAAGGACAACGACGCUUUCUUCAACGAUUUCAGCAAUGUUGUCGUCAAGCUGUUUGAGCUUGGAGUCCCGUUCGCCGAGGGCACCCAGCGCUGGGAAUUCAAGGGCACCCAGGAGUGA
Diaporthe amygdali is the source of this 1071-nucleotide messenger RNA. RefSeq names its product cytochrome c peroxidase. The transcript is spliced from 2 exons. Gene Ontology annotation, biological process: response to reactive oxygen species; cellular response to oxidative stress; hydrogen peroxide catabolic process. The record is from RefSeq and is a predicted model, not a curated record. Gene Ontology annotation, molecular function: heme binding; peroxidase activity. Bases 1 to 1071 code for a protein of 356 amino acids. Lineage: Eukaryota; Fungi; Ascomycota; Sordariomycetes; Diaporthales; Diaporthaceae.